AUGAAGGUCUUUGUGGCUGCCCUCUUCCUCCUCAUCCUCGCCACUGUUUCUACUUUCGAAGGCCAGCCAAGAAGCCCUGCGGCGGUGAACCUUUCCGCCAGCUGCUGCCUCAAGUACAAGUAUGAGAAGAAAGUACUUCCCAGGAAACAGGUGGUGGGAUACAGAAAGGCCCUCAACUGCAACCUGCCAGCAAUCAUCCUCGUCACCAACAAGAAUAAAGAGGUCUGCACCAAUCCCAGCAAAGAGUGGGUCCAAAAUUACAUCAAUGAUCCCAAGCUGCCUUUGCUGCCCCCGGUUAAAUCCAUCUGA
This is a messenger RNA of Pipistrellus nathusii (Nathusius's pipistrelle), 309 nucleotides long. The record is from the annotation of a GenBank genome assembly. Lineage: Eukaryota; Metazoa; Chordata; Mammalia; Chiroptera; Vespertilionidae.